CACACUUUUUUUCGCGGGAGACGUUUCUUUCAUAUGCGUACCUUGGCCCCACCCCUAUUGUCCUCAAUUUCGCACUUUAAACAAUACCGCUAGUUUCAUUCGCACCAUUCUCACGCUUCUGACCUUGUUGGUAACACCGUUUCCAUUGCACACUACGUUAAUUCACUAUCCAAAAUGCCGAAAGUGAAGAGCACGAAAACUCCCUCUGCGCCCGGGCUCACUGGCGUAAGCAUUCCCGGACCGAGCCGUCCCUUGAUUCCGCGAUCACGCGGAGUUCAAGCAGCUCGGGACCCGAUGCGAGACGGCAGAUUUUGGAGACCGUCUUCUACGGCCGUGAAGCUGGACUUCACCCCGGUCUACAGACGGUGGUUGAGGGAAGGUCUUCCCGAGGGAUUCAGGCCUGACUACGGCAUGGGAAACUUGAAUGCCAAGAUAGAGGAGACCACUGGAAACGCCCUGAUGGUAUCCGGGCCACUGAUCGACUAUCACCUCACCGUAAUCGGGGAGGACGUCGCUAGACGGCUGCGGAGGAGUAACAGCACCGGCCUGGCUACCUUCCAUAAGGAAGUGGCACCAGCGCUGUUCUCGCACAUCAUGCUACUGAUGAGUCGGUACGGCGCUGAGGUGCACCACGUCGGCGGGUCCGGGAUGUACGGGACGGUGGAGGUCAGAGUGACCGACCUCUCCGUCCUGAACUCCAUCCUGAGCGGGGCGCGCAGUGACGGACGCAGCUACACAAGCAAGCUGCAUUUCGACACCGAGCGCACUCCUGGCAAGGAAGUGAUCGACCACUACCGUGGGAAGACGCUGGUGGUAGCCUCAGAUGCCAGACCCUUCCAGAUGACAUACAAGAGCAGGACGGGCAGACUGACUGUCAAAUUCUACAGGCAGAAGUACGACAGGAAUGGCCUGGCAGAGGACACCACGCUUUAAGCUAGCAUCCCGUUAUCAGUUUAGGUUGUAGCUUUACUAGUUAUGCUCACCAUUGCAGAAGGAAAAUUGUUGUUUUUGCUCGGUUUGUUCUUCUCCAUUUUAUAGCACCAUACAUAUGUGUGUGUUUGAGCAAGGACAUUAUACAUACAUGUGUGUAUAAUGUCCUUGGUUUGAGUAACAGAGCAGGGUCUCAGCAGACCUCGUGCUAAUGUAAACAUUAUGCAUUUUCCUUGCAAAUGUUACCUCUCUUGUUCUACGAAUGUAUUUGUACAAUAUUUAUAAGAAUAAAGUCACCCAACUCAAAUUGCAGCAUCUCUCCUUAC
Branchiostoma belcheri (Belcher's lancelet) is the source of this 1256-nucleotide messenger RNA. RefSeq lists its product as uncharacterized. Lineage: Eukaryota; Metazoa; Chordata; Leptocardii; Amphioxiformes; Branchiostomatidae. Bases 175 to 933 code for a protein of 252 amino acids. The transcript has 3 exons. The record is from RefSeq and is a predicted model, not a curated record.